ACUAACACAGUCCGCUCAUUGGCUCCCGCCGAGGACAGCAAUCCAGAAGUGACUGAAGGAAGAAUCGACAGCAAAGUAAGUUUGCGUGUGUUUUAUAGUUCCUAACUUACGGAUGCGGUCUCAGGAAGGCCCCCGCUGAGAAAUGGAGCUGCGGGAGGACGCCUCGCCCGCUUCGGCCUUCGAGAAGGACGCGUUCCAGCUUACCGUGGAGGACGUGUACGACAUCUCCUACGUGAUCGGUCGAGAUUUACUCAAGAUCAGCAGCUCAGGUGAGGAAGUGUCGGACCUGCAGUUCCGGAUCGUCCGCGUUCUGGAGCUGUUCGAGACGGUGGUGAAGCAGUACAACCUGUCGGUGGAGGAGCUGAGGCUGGAGAGGGACAACCUUAAGACCGAGCUGGACCGUAUCCUUGGGGAGAACUGCACGGAGAACGGCCCGCCGGCAGUGGGACCCGAUCAGUUGGUGAUUGACCUGAAGGACCCCAACAGACCCCGGUUCACCAUGCAGGAGCUGAAGGAAGUGCUCCAAGAGCGGAACCAGCUGAAGGCCCAGCUGAUGGUGUCACAGGAAGAGCUCCAGAUGUACAAGAGUGGCAGGCUACCAAUGGAGCCAGGUAUGGUGGAGAUAGACCUGGAAUCUCCCCCUGCCACCGACAACGGCUCGGCUGCAGGCGAUGACGCCAGAGAGGAGCCGAAAGAUGAGAGAACAGCCAUCUCAAAACUGUUUUCAUUCAGGAGAAAAUGAGGAUUACUUCUUACAAUAACGGGACCAAUUUAUUUACACACAAGCCAUCAAGGAUUUUUUUCACAUAUUUUUGCAUUUUUUAUACAACUUUUUUAAGCUUUUUUGUAAUCCAUAGGAUGCAAUAGCAUGUGAUGCAUUAGACAUUUUAAAGGUGCAGUGUUUAUAAUUUAAUGGAAUCAAGAACAGUAGAUUUGGCAGAAAUUUAAUAUAAUAUUCAUAAGAAUGUUUUAAUCAGUGUAUAAUCCCGUGAAAAAACUAGAUAAGAGUGGUACUGCUAAAUGCCACAGAAUCCUACAUUGAACCUUUAACAAGUGAAGGACAAUAAUGCAGGGGAUUGUUUCUGAUGAUGUACAUGGUGUUAACUUGAAAGUAUUGACAAUCUCAUCCUGUCUCAGGACCAUACUGCUUAGUAUUCAAUGAAGAACUUUCUGAAGUAUUCAGUCCUAGAUGUAUUUAGAUGAUCGUCAAUAGUUAAGCAAUUGCUUUUUCAGCACUGUAAAGAUUAACCAGCCCAGCAGUAGUCCAGUGUUCUGGUUAAAACCAGACUAUGGGAUUCUGUAUCCAAAGCAAACACACUUGAAUAAAGUGAUCUAUACAAUUUCUA
Messenger RNA from Gadus macrocephalus (Pacific cod), 1346 nucleotides. It is a transcript of the gene rilpl2, whose product is annotated as Rab interacting lysosomal protein-like 2. Gene Ontology annotation, cellular component: ciliary basal body; cytoplasm. Gene Ontology annotation, molecular function: protein dimerization activity. The record is from RefSeq and is a predicted model, not a curated record. Lineage: Eukaryota; Metazoa; Chordata; Actinopteri; Gadiformes; Gadidae. Bases 143 to 742 code for a protein of 199 amino acids. The transcript is spliced from 4 exons. Gene Ontology annotation, biological process: cilium assembly.